Lactuca saligna is the source of this 288-nucleotide messenger RNA. Lineage: Eukaryota; Viridiplantae; Streptophyta; Magnoliopsida; Asterales; Asteraceae. The record is from the annotation of a GenBank genome assembly.
AUGUUCUUCCUUCAAGUUAUGCAGCCAGAGGUAUUGUUAUUGGACAAUGAGAUUGCGCCUAAUGAGGCGAUUAUUGAGGAAAGAGAAAUACAGAAUCAAAUUGGGGAAGUAAAUGAGAUUUUUAAAGAUCUUGCUGUUUUGGUUCAUGAACAAGGAGCCAUGAUUGAUGAUAUCGGGUCAAAUAUUGAGAAUUCUCAUGCUGCAACUGCACAAGCAAGAAUCCAGCUUUCAGAAACUCAUCAAAGGUUACUGAAGUUGUUCAUUCUCGUUGUCUUAAUGUGCAAAUAA